AUGCUCUGUGGUGGUGCAUUGCGGAUUCCUCUUCUUGUGCUUGCAUCGUGCGUCUCGCUCGGUAGAGCGGCAACGCUCUUUACAGGUGGAACAGUAAUAGGCUGGGACCAUUCUGCCAACUACCUCGAUGUUAUCCGAAAUGGAUCAGUGUUGGUCGAGAAUGACACUAUAACGGCUGUUUUUUCUGGAUCAUACAAUGGUACUCUGCCUGACGAACUGGACGUCGUCGAUGCUACCAACGACAUCAUCUCCACAGGGUUCAUCGAUACCCAUCGGCAUAGCUGGCAAACAGCCUUUAAGACUUUGGGGUCCAACGUCACUCUGAUGCGAUACUUCGAACGCUACGGUACCGACUCGCCUGCCAACACGCAGUUUACGCGUGAGGAUGUGUACAUUGGCCAGCUCGUUGGUCUGUACGAAGCCCUCAACGGCGGUGUUACCACCAUCUUGGACUUCCCGCACUGCACAUGGUCCGCAGAGCACGCUAUGGCAGCGCUAAAUGCGACCCUUGAAAGCGGUGUUAGGACUGAAUGGGCGUACUACUUCCAAGACUAUGCAAACUUUACAGUCGACAGGCAGAUUGAGCUCUUCCGGGAUCUAGUCAAUGAUGCGCGCUUUGACAGCUCGCCUACCAAUCUGGGUAUCUCAUACGAUGGCUUCUCCAGCUCCGACAGGAACCAAACGCGCACCAUCCUGGACUUAGCAAUUGAGAAGAACGUAUCCGUAGUUACCACCCACGCGAACGGCGGCGUCUAUGGUGCUCCAAACUUCCCCGAAGUCUUGGACGAAUUCGACUUCCUCAACCAAUCUAUUCCCAUCGUCUUCGCACAUGCCAGCUAUCACAGCGCAACAGACGCGCAACUGCUGCGUCAGUACAACCACUACAUCUCUACGACUCCGGAGUCGGAGAUGCACUACGGUCACCUGCAUCCGAACAGCCAUCUGAUCUUGGAUCAGGAGGCUUUAGGCAUUGACACGCAUUUUACAUUCUCGUCGGAUAUAUUGACGCAGGCACGGUUGUGGCUCCAGAGUGUCAGGAAGAUUUUCUACCGCGAAGUCGUGGAUCGACGCCAUCUUCCCGCUGAGAACCCCAUGUCUGUCAACCAGGCUUUCCUUCUAGCGACUCGCGGUGGAGCGCUCGCAUUGCGACGGUCAGAUGUUGGUAUUCUAGCCACAGGAGCCAAAGCAGACCUAUUAGUAUGGAACGGCCGCGCUCCUAGUGUACUUGGCUGGACCGAUCCAGUCGCUGCUAUCAUGUUACACGCAAAUGUAGGAGACAUCAAGCAUGUCAUGAUCGAUGGAAAGUUCAAAAAGCGAGACGGGCAGCUUACCGUACCUGGGUACACGGCCCUGCAAGACCGCUUCUUAGAGAGUGCGAAGAGGAUACAAGAUAUCUGGAGGCAAAUGCCGUUGCCAGUCACAGAGGGAAAAGCAGAGAAUGGAGUGCAGUAUGAGAAGCCUAUGUUGGCAGAUAUUGAGAGAAGUGACGGCACUGGGUACGGACCUCUGUACAUCUAA
Molecule: messenger RNA, 1518 nt
Organism: Alternaria atra
Lineage: Eukaryota; Fungi; Ascomycota; Dothideomycetes; Pleosporales; Pleosporaceae
Exons: 2
Coding region: 1-1518 (505 amino acids)
Cellular component (GO): cytosol
Molecular function (GO): deaminase activity
Source: RefSeq, a predicted model, not a curated record